AAUAUAUAAAUCUUCGAUUAACUAUAUAGAAUUCGUUUCCAUUUCAACGAUAUCGAUUUUCAUGAAUUUAAUUAUAAUUUUACGACCAAAAUAAUAACGAUUUUGAGUUACUUAUCGAAAUGCGUUCGUUAUUUAUAGUGCUGUUUUGUGCGGGUUACGUCACUUGCCGACUUUGGAGGAAGGGAGUCGUCCAUUACGCGAUAAAUAAAAAAGAUUAUGAUAUACAUUCUCAAGAUGAAAUUAUCACGACAUUAUCGCAGUUGCAGAACGAAAUCUGCGUCAAAUUCUUCUACACACCUAACAAUUAUACAGCAGAUGAGAGAGACAAGAUACUUUUUAUAAAUAACCCGGAUAAAAGGAAGAAUUGUCCGCCAAGUAUUUACAAUUUUACUGGUAGUGUUAUAGAUAUGCCUAUAGGUUAUAAAUGUAUAAACAGAAAGGAUAUAGCCAGAAUCGUUAUGGAAAUGCUAAGAGCGAGCGUCGAACAAACAGUUUCAACAAUUAACAGUUACGAUUUGGUAAAGAAAUUCCAAGAACGUGAUGCGGAUCCGACACAUCCAACACUCCUCUCGCCGCCAGAUAGGAACUAUAUAAACGCACAUUACCACGUCGAGUGCGGGGCUCAAGCGCAACGCUCAGUCGCGUCAAGACGACUUGGGGAUACUUCCGACCCUUUACAACUCACUGCUGAUAAUAUGGCGUAUUAUAAAGAUAAAAUAUGGCCAUUGGGUAUAGUUAUGUACGGUGUUGAUGAGAAAUUACGCACAAAAUCAGAUUAUAGUCUUCUUAAAUACGCAAUGACGACUAUCGAACUGGGCAGUUGUGUUGUAUUUCAAGAGAUUGACACUAACGAUGGAGUUUUAACACCUAAGAAUUUUCUCUGGUAUAGUAAUGAUGGGGAGGAUGUCCCACUACUUGGGUUUAGAGAAGGAAAACAGAGUAUAAAUCUAGAAACUAUGGUGCACGGAGCUCCGGGCCAUGCAGCUCACGUGUUGGUUAACCUUAUGAGGGCUUUAGGGGUUCCUAUGAUGUCAAAUAGGUUUGAUAGAGAUAAUUACGUCACUAUAGAUUGGAGGAAAAUACAAAAAGGUAAAGAACACCAUUUUGAGCGCGCCCCCGUAUCAGCGUGGAUCGCGACUCCUUACGACUUUGAGAGCGUGACACACGCGCCUGCCAACUACAUGUGCGGUGACUGUGAUCUCGGCGGCCAAAGUGUUAAGCCACUACAGGAUCAUCUCUGGCAAAGGACAUUGUCUAUGGGCCACGCAAACCAAAUGUCAAACUCUGACAGCAAACUUCUAGAUUUACUGUACAGAGACCAAUGCAGAGAGAGAAUGGUGUCAGAUAAUUUUGAGGUUAUGAAGAAGACAGCUGACAGUUAAUACUUCGGUAAAUUCAUUGGCAAAUUAAAUAUUAAUAGUUUUGUUUUUUUAUACCCUCCCCC
Papilio xuthus (Asian swallowtail) is the source of this 1444-nucleotide messenger RNA. RefSeq names its product zinc metalloproteinase nas-14. Gene Ontology annotation, biological process: proteolysis. The transcript is spliced from 9 exons. Gene Ontology annotation, molecular function: zinc ion binding; metalloendopeptidase activity. Lineage: Eukaryota; Metazoa; Arthropoda; Insecta; Lepidoptera; Papilionidae. The record is from RefSeq and is a predicted model, not a curated record. Bases 120 to 1382 code for a protein of 420 amino acids.